Camellia sinensis is the source of this 780-nucleotide messenger RNA. Lineage: Eukaryota; Viridiplantae; Streptophyta; Magnoliopsida; Ericales; Theaceae. The record is from RefSeq and is a predicted model, not a curated record.
AUGGCUGACAAGGUAGUCGAUAACUAUGUCCAGCCGGCUAUUCCUCGCUUCGAUGGUCAUUAUGAUCACUGGAGCAUGUUGAUGGAGAAUUUUCUAAGAUCCAAAGAAUAUUGGACUCUCGUGGCCAUUGAUCGUACAAUUCUGGAGACCAUUCUCCAGAAAGAAACUUCCAAGCAGAUAUGGGACUCACUGAAGAAGAAAUAUGAAGGCACAUCGAAGGUCAAGCGCUCCCAACUCCAAACACUUCGCCGAGAAUUCGAGACCCUUCAAAUGAAAUCUAGUGAGAGUGUUUCAGAUUAUUUUUCAAGAACAAUGGCGAUUGCAAAUAAGAUGCAGAUCCAUGGUGACCCGAUGCAAGAUGUUACCAUCGUGGAAAAGAUUCUUCGCUCCUUGACUAUGAAAUUUGAUUACAUAGUCUGUUCCAUUGAGGAGUCCAAGGACAUUGAUGAACUAUCGGUUGAUGAGUUGCAGAGUUCGUUGCAGGUCCAUGAGCAAAAACUCCACCAAAGGAUCACUGAGGAGCAAGCCUUGAAGGUCUCAACAAAUGGUGAAUCUUCAGCAGCAAGAGGUCGAGGCCGAGGCCGAGGUCAAAGACGAGGAAAAGGCAGAAUAGAUGAUCAAGCUUUUGAAUUCAAAGGAAGAGGCCACAGACGCAGCGCUGAUUAUGCUAAAGCCCAAGAAUCAAAGUUCUUCGACAAAUCAAAUGUUGAGUGCUUCAGAUGCCACAGGUAUGGUCAUUUUCGUUCUGAAUGCCAUACAAAAUUACCUAACGAGAAAUGA